This is a messenger RNA of Fonsecaea monophora, 1443 nucleotides long. RefSeq lists its product as hypothetical. NCBI's taxonomy places the organism in Eukaryota, Fungi, Ascomycota, Eurotiomycetes, Chaetothyriales, Herpotrichiellaceae. Gene Ontology annotation, molecular function: catalytic activity. The coding region runs from base 1 to 1443 and encodes 480 amino acids. The record is from RefSeq and is a predicted model, not a curated record. The transcript is spliced from 2 exons.
AUGACAAGACCAACACGUCUCCUACCACUACUCGGACGGCACGCCCUGGUAGCAAAGCCGCACUGUGGAAACCUGCCAAACAAGUCCGCAACAUCACCGUGGAUAUUCUCUACAAGUACAAGUACACGGAGAUGGCUGUCCACACCCACACCUACCAGCAGCAGCAGCAAACCACCUAACCGCCUCCCACUCGAGGGUCUCAAAGUUCUCGACCUGUCCCGCGUGCUCGCGGGCCCGUUCUGCACACAGAUCCUGGCCGACUACGGCGCGUCGGUGCUCAAGGUCGAGCAGCCCGGGGUGGGCGACGAGACGCGGCAGUGGCGCGCACACGGCGAGGCGCAGAAGUGGAAGGCCGAACACCCCCUGAUGAGCCUGUACUUUGCCGCGGUGAACCGGAACAAGAAGUCCGUGACGGUCAACUUGAAGGAGGCCCGUGGCCAUGAGAUCGUCGCCCGCAUCGCCAGCGAGGGCGUCGACGUGGUCGUGCACAACUUCCUACCGGGCAAGAUCGAGGCCAUGGGCCUGGGGUACGACCAGUUGAAAAAGGCUAUGGGCCCUGUCGCGGGAGAGAGACUCAUCUACGCCGCCGUCAGCGGGUAUGGCUCGUCCGGCCCCAGUGCACAGAGAGCAGGAUACGAUGCCAUCGCGCUGGCUGAGGCCGGGCUGCUUCAUAUCACGGGCGAAGAGGGCGGGCCUCCCUCCAAGCCCGGUGUGGCCAUGGCCGACUUGUGCACGGGCUUGUACACGCAUGGUGCUAUCUUGGCGGCGUUGCACCAGAGGGACAGGACUGGGAAAGGGUGUUUGAUUGAGGGGAGUCUUUUCGAGAGCAGCCUCAGUCUACUCAUCAAUGUCGGCUUGGCGAGUCUGAAUCUGGACCUUGACAAAGGUCCCGAGGCCAGGAGAAGAGGAAAACGACUGGGUUUGGAACAUCCUAGCUUGGUACCUUAUGGAGGGUUUGAGACGAGAGACAACAAGAUGAUGUACGUGGCGGCAAACAACAAUAGACAGUGGAAAGGCUUCUGCAAGCGAAUGGGGAUCGCUGGAUUGGGCGAAGACGAGAGAUUCAGCACCAAUGACGGGAGGGUUGAGCACAGGCACGAAAUCAACCGGAUUCUGCAGGGCAAGUUUCGAGAAAAGACAAAAGACGAGUGGAUGACUGCAUUUGAAGGCAUCGGACUGCCUUAUGGUGCGAUAAACGAUGUUGUCGAGGCGUUGGAGCACCCUCAAGGCAAGGCACGGAAUAUGAUCAUCGAUGUGGAGGAUUUUGAAGCAGCGAGAGAUGGUGUGUUGAGACUGAUUGGACCUGCAAUGAAGUUCGAGGGUGCGCAAAUGGACGUGAGGUUGAAGCCACCGUUGCUGGGCGAGCAUACUGACCAGGUCCUACGAGGGCUCGGGUAUGGCUCUGCUGAGGUCGCUGAGUUGAGGAAGUCCGGCGUUGUCUGA